AGUCAUAAACACAAACGAUCAUUAUCAACAACAAGAAAGAAACAAAAAAUUACACAAAAAUUUAUAACUAAACUUGCACUAUUAGCAGUAUUUAGCAGCAGUUGUUAGACACUAAUACGUAAACGUCAUUAUUAUUACUGCUGCUGCUGCUUAUAUUAAUGAUAGUUUACUAUAGUCAACAGAAAAAAGUUUUAAUUAUUGCACAAAGUUACAUGCAGUAGUUUAACAAUAAGAAUAGUUUAAAGUUCAGUUUUGUUUGAUAAACUUCCCGUCUUAAGAGUGUUUGUAUCGAUCGGAUGUGUGUAUGUAACUGACAGUGCGUCUGUUGUCAAUUGUUUUAGUUUUUUUUUUUUUUUAACAUUUUCAACAACAUCAUCAACGUUAUUCUCAAUCUUAACAAAGAUUGUUGUAACGACGACGACGCCGACGACAACGUACACAACACACAAAACGCCAACGUUGUCAACGUUAACGAUCGUUUAACUAACGUGCGAUUUAGUAGCUUAGCUAGCCCGCUUAACUAGCUAAUGUUUAGUCGUACGCCUAACGUUGACAUUCAUUGUUGUGUUGUGAAAUUGAACACGCUUGAAAAAAAAAAAAAGAUCUUAAAAAAUUUUCUAUAUAAAAACAAAUCGCUGGCUGGUUCCGUUUCGUACUUACAUUUAUCUAAAAAAAGCCAAAAGUUGAAGCUGUGUUUAAAAACAACAACAAAGACUAAUAAAAAUGUUAGAAAAAUUAUAACGUUUAAAAUUUAAAAAAAAUAUUAGCAAAAGAAUUCCUGUCUCAACUAAAAGCGUCAAAAGUUUUGAAAAAAAAGACACAAAAGUACAAAUUUCCUAUAGAAAGAAAAAACGUUUUUUGAAACUAGGAUUUAUUUUAACAACAACACAAGAAAAGAACACAAACAACAGUUAUAAAUUUGAAAAUAUUCCUUGAAAUCAAAUCAACAAAACAACUCCCUCCCUUCCAAGUCGCCGGAAAAAAUAAAUUCAACUAUAGUUUAGUUUUUUUAUUAUUAUUGGGAUUUAUUUACUUUUUUUUUGUUAAAUCCUGCUCUUCUCUAAUCUAAUCAAUCGCAACUGAUACCAUAUAAAAUAUAAGAUAAAAACAUAACAAUGGCCUUAAUUAUGAAAUACAUAGACAGCAUUAACAGAUAUAUGGACUCACAUGGCGAUCCCCGGACGAAGGAUUGGCCAAUGAUGUCAUCACCAUUUCCCACAUUAGCUGUAUGCCUCACAUAUGUUUACAUAGUCAAGGUUCUCGGACCACGAUUAAUGGAGAAUCGCAAACCAUUCCGUUUACAAAACACAUUAAUUUUAUACAAUGCAGUACAAGUGAUAUUUAGCGCCUGGAUAUUCUAUGAGUGUUUAAUGGGAGGCUGGUGGGGUCAUUACAGCUUUACAUGCCAGCCCGUGGAAUAUAAUGAUCAUCCUCGUACCAAACGAAUGGUUCAUGCCUGCUGGUGGUAUUAUUUCUCGAAAUUCACAGAGUUCAUGGAUACGAUAUUCUUUGUUUUGCGUAAAAAAGAAAGUCAAAUCACCACACUUCAUGUUAUUCACCACGGCUGUAUGCCCAUGUCCGUAUGGUUCGGUGUAAAAUUCACCCCUGGCGGUCACAGUACCUUCUUCGGUUUGCUCAAUACUUUUGUACAUAUUAUUAUGUAUACCUACUAUAUGUUCUCGGCUAUGGGUCCUCAAUAUCAGAAAUAUUUGUGGUGGAAAAAGUAUUUGACCACUUUGCAAAUGGUCCAAUUCAUUGCUAUCAUGGUACAUGCCUUCCAAUUACUCUUCAUCGAUUGCAAUUAUCCUAAAGCCUUUGUCUGGUGGAUCGGUAUGCAUGCUGUUAUGUUCUUCUUCUUGUUCAAUGAAUUCUACAAACAAGCCUACAAGGGCCGCAAAUCGCGUCCUGAAAAGGAUUACAAACUCAUAACCAAUGGCCAUGCCAAUGGUGAUUUGUCAGCUGAUGUCAGCAGCAGCAGCAGCAAACACAUGAACGGCCAUGCUGUUAAUGGUAAGAUCAAUGGCCUCACAAAUGGCUCAACAGCAAAUGGUGGUAUCUCCACAAGUGCGAAUGGUUUAAUGAAUGGCAGUGCGUAUAAAAAUGGCGCCGUGCUGGCUAAUGGCGUCGCUAACGGUCACAGCGAUUUAACGCAAAGAAAAGUUAAAUAAUAUAAAACCAAAACAACGAAACAACGUAAAAUACACAAAAAGAAAAAAUUGGACAUUUAAAAAUAAAUUUGGAACAUUAGUUUGUUUUCUCUCAACGAUUGAUUGUUUAACUAAAAACUUCAAAACUUUUAUUAUUUGUUUAGAGGAAAACAAUUUCAAUUGCAAUAAUUAAAUUU
Molecule: messenger RNA, 2344 nt
Organism: Lucilia sericata (common green bottle fly)
Lineage: Eukaryota; Metazoa; Arthropoda; Insecta; Diptera; Calliphoridae
Product: elongation of very long chain fatty acids protein AAEL008004
Exons: 10
Coding region: 1116-2168 (350 amino acids)
Biological process (GO): sphingolipid biosynthetic process; fatty acid elongation, saturated fatty acid; fatty acid elongation, monounsaturated fatty acid
Cellular component (GO): endoplasmic reticulum membrane
Molecular function (GO): fatty acid elongase activity
Source: RefSeq, a predicted model, not a curated record